Aspergillus candidus is the source of this 1789-nucleotide messenger RNA. Its product is annotated as HSP70/90 family co-chaperone CNS1. NCBI's taxonomy places the organism in Eukaryota, Fungi, Ascomycota, Eurotiomycetes, Eurotiales, Aspergillaceae. The transcript is spliced from 3 exons. Gene Ontology annotation, molecular function: Hsp90 protein binding. The record is from RefSeq and is a predicted model, not a curated record. The coding region runs from base 28 to 1332 and encodes 434 amino acids. Gene Ontology annotation, biological process: protein folding.
CCUCCUUCCGGCAAACAACCUCCCACCAUGGGUCAGGUAGAGGAGCUCCCGGACGACUUCGACGAGUCCCUCAGGCUCAACGACAAGCAUUUCAAGGAGGACCCUCCGCGGGAAUUCCACGCCAAUGUGGACGUACCUCCCCCGCCUCCCGGCGCCGCCGGCGAGGAUGAGGCGCCGUUCCCUAUCAACGAGGAGCGCCUGAAGGAGAUCGAAAAGGACCCCUUGGCGCCGAAGAUGUCGGCGACGAUGGCGUCCGUCAAGUCCAACACCAUGGAGGACAUCCAGAACUACAUGAACAAGACGCCCUUGUUCAUGACGGAUAUCGAUAAGGCGGGCGACGAGCAUGGUGAAAACCCCAUGCUCGACGCUAUCCAAGCGAUCCAAAACGAGGGUACCCGCGGCGAGGUCGCCCAGAACUACCGGGAACAAGGCAACGAAGCCGCGCGGGAAAAGCGCUGGGUUGAUGCCAAGGAGUUCUACACCAAGGCUAUCGCUAUCCUGCAAGCCAAGGUCGACAAGUGGGAUCAGCCGGAGGACCUCGCAGCGGAGGAGAAGCUGAAGCGCGAGGUUGAAGAGGCGUCCUUCAUCAAUCGUGCUCUGGCUAAUCUAGAGUUGAAAAAUUUCCGUUCUACGACCAUAGACUGUGCCUCGGUGUUGAAGCUCAACCCGGCCAAUGUCAAAGCCUUUUACCGCUCCUCCGCGGCCUUGUACGCGUUGGACAAGAUCUCCGAAGCGGAAGACGCCGCGACCCGGGGCCUUGCCAUCGACCCCAACAACAAGUCACUGCAGCAGGUUCUGUUGAAAGCCACCGAACGCAAGGCCUCUCUGGAGCGCAUCGCGGCCAAGAAACGGGCCGACGAUGAGCGCACACGGAAGCAAAGGCUGCUACUAAGCACCGCGCUGCGGGCGCGGCAGAUCCGCACCCGCAAGACGGAUCAGCCUGCCGAGAUGGAAGACGCGGGCAUCCGGCUGUCUCCGGACCCGCUCUCCCCCGAGAGCACUCUGGAGUUCCCGGCUGUCUUCCUGUACCACAUGGACGCGCAGUCCGACUUCAUCAAGUCAUUCUCCGAAAUGAACUGCAUCGAGGACCAUCUGGAGUACAUCUUCCCCUUGCCGUGGGAUACCAAGAAGGAGUACACGAUGAACGGCGUGGAAUGCUUCAUGGACACUGUCACCGGUGGGUUGAUCAAGGCAGGCAAGAAGCUCCCGCUCCUGGAGAUCCUCAGCGGCGGGAAGGUCGAGGUGGUCGACGAACUGGUUCGGAUCUACGUGAUCCCGUCUGCAAAGACUGGACAGUUCAUCUCCGAAAUGAAGGCUCGUAAGAACGGCUGAACGACUUGUUUCCCUUCCAAGGUGAAGUAUGUUUUCAGUCUGCCUGUGGGCUUAUCGGGUGCGGGCGCUGGCUGUCUACAAUAGUCCAUUCCUCCCGCGGCGUGGCCACAAACCCCCGCGCAGACGAUGCUGACUUGCUCGGGGAAUAAUGUGAUCACGAACCCCAUACCCCUUAGAUACCACUGUAGCAUGAUGGCUCUAGGCUUGUACUAGGCCAGUUAACUACUGACGGUUGCCGGCACCACACCCGCCAGAUGAUGGUUCAUAUCCGCGUUAUUGACGUAGAUGUGGGUCGACAACCGUGCAAAUCGUUGGCACUUGGUCUUGGCAGAGAUUAAACUGCUUCGAUCUCGGGCCCGAUGUCUGAUCUCGGAUCCGAGAUUUUGCUGAAUUUACAUUUUAGUCUGUUCCAGAACCGCGUGUGCUCGACUAUCGUAGGCCAUAUAACCAAUUCAAG